Molecule: messenger RNA, 503 nt
Organism: Chiloscyllium plagiosum (whitespotted bambooshark)
Lineage: Eukaryota; Metazoa; Chordata; Chondrichthyes; Orectolobiformes; Hemiscylliidae
Source: RefSeq, a predicted model, not a curated record
GGAUUAUAACAUACACGGAGCUUCCAGUGGACUGAAUAAGUGAUCGUGAGUAUUGGUUGUGUGAGACAGAUGGGCCCACAAGAGUUUCUCCACUCACAGAUGGAACACUCCUUCAGACCACUGCACGGCCCUCCACAACCAGGUCCAACAGAUUCAAUCAGCUCCCGAGUCAUGAGCAUGAAAAAUGAAGAAGCUAACAACAGUGAAGAGGAUGUCCAUACACUUUUUGUCAGUGGCCUUCCUAUGGAUAUGAAACCACAUGAGCGUUAUCUUCUAUUUCGAUCAUUUAAGGGAUAUGAAGGUUCACUAAACAAGCUAACAUCAAAACAGCCAGUUGGCUUUGGUACAUUUGACAGCAGAGCAGGAGCAGAAGCAGCAAAGAAUGCUGCGUUCACCUAGCCUGCAGCUGCAGCUCUUCACACUCAGAUGUGCUGAAGCAUCUCCGGAAGGAUGGAAAUCUCGUCCAUUUGUUAAGUAUUUAACUGCCCUUAUCCAAGAAUUCA